AGAGCAUGAGUCAAAUGGCCAUAAUAUUCUUGUGGAAUUCAUUCAAGUCAACCAUAAAUGAGGAAGUUAUAUGUUUCCUUCCAUGUCACAUAAUUCUAACGCAUGCUUUUAAGUACCCUCUCUCACAUAUAAUUAAACUUUUGUUACUCAAUUAACACAUUUAAUUACUACUAAUCUCAUUUCCUUGUUGAGGAGCACCCCAGUUAUUUAUAACUCUCCUCAGUUAAUCUUGUAUAAACUCCUGUUUUCCCCACCUAUCAUUUCCCAUCUCCACUUCUCUUGAUUUCUUUUUAGCCUCCCUGUCUACACACACGAAAACACACAGUUGACAAUGGAAGAUGAGGAAAUGGGAUUGGGACUGGGACUUUCGAUUGGUGUGGGAGAUGAAUAUGUUCCGAAAAGGGAUCAGCAGAAGAAUAAGCGUGUUGCUGAGUUUUGCUUAGAUCUUGCGUUGCCACUUUGUUUGGAACAGGAAGGGAAGGAAGGGAUGAACUCCGAAUAUAGCAAGGCGGAAGGAUCAAUCUCAUCAUCAGAAACAUGUAAAUUUAGAGAUUGUGGCGAUGAUAUGGAAAACAAGAACAGCAGCAAUAAAAAACUUAGGCUUACUGCAGGACAGACUUCUUUGCUUGAAGACAGUUUCAAUCUGAGUAGCACCCUUAACAAGGCUCAGAAGGAAGCACUGGCAGAGAGGUUGAAUUUAAGGCCACGCCAAGUUGAAGUCUGGUUCCAAAACCGAAGAGCAAGGACUAAGUUGAAGCAGACGGAAGUUGACUAUGCGUUCCUGAAGAAAUGUUGUGAAAGCUUAAGUGAUGAAAAUCGAAGAUUGAAGAAAGAAUUACAAGAACUACCAUCGGUAAAGGUCAAACAACCACCAGUGUACAUCCAGCUUCCCAAGGCUACCACACUAGCAAUGUGUCCCUCCUGCGAGAAAUUUGUUCAAUUUGGCGGUGAUCCAGAUGACGACGACACAAAUAAAACGACUGCAUCCAUUGCCAACAAAUACCAAGGUCAUAAACACUAAUGAGAUCCACAGCUAGCUUAAACUAAGAAACUAUAGUCAGGAAAUGUGACAGAGUUGGUUUUAACAAUAUAACCAUGCAGAUGCAGUUAUACAUGACAUAUCUGCCAGACACAGUAUUACUUAUGCAUAAUAUAGUUUGCAAGAGUUCUUGCUUAGAGAAUGGAAGACCUGACCCUUAUGCAGCUUGUGUAAAUUUUUACUGAUCACAUCUUGUUUAUUAA
Messenger RNA from Daucus carota subsp. sativus, 1242 nucleotides. RefSeq names its product homeobox-leucine zipper protein HAT22-like. Gene Ontology annotation, molecular function: DNA-binding transcription factor activity, RNA polymerase II-specific; sequence-specific DNA binding. Lineage: Eukaryota; Viridiplantae; Streptophyta; Magnoliopsida; Apiales; Apiaceae. Gene Ontology annotation, biological process: regulation of DNA-templated transcription. The record is from RefSeq and is a predicted model, not a curated record. Bases 332 to 1021 code for a protein of 229 amino acids. The transcript has 3 exons.